Messenger RNA from Funneliformis mosseae, 1899 nucleotides. The record is from the annotation of a GenBank genome assembly. NCBI's taxonomy places the organism in Eukaryota, Fungi, Glomeromycota, Glomeromycetes, Glomerales, Glomeraceae.
AUGAAAGAAUUCACAAAGUCUCUGUGGCAUUGUGUGAUGACUGUGAUGACAUAUGAUCCAAUCAACCUACAUUCAAUUUAUCCUUUAAAGUCCUUAAAAGAGGAGUUGUUGAAAAAAAGAGCAAAACUUGAAGAACUUCGAAGAGCAAGAGAAGAAAGAAAACUAAAAGAAAAACCAGAGGAACCUAAAGAGAAACCUGUAGAAAAAGCUAACCCGGUUGACAGAAAAAACGAGUUAAAUAAACUUCUCGCGGAACUUAUACCCAGAGCUGAUCCAAUAGAAACUGCGCUUGAAGAAAAACUUGACGAAAAUAAGGAUGUCACACCCUUACCUGACGAGUCGCAACCGACAAACGUUUCCACUCCUACUCCGAUAGCUCCUUCAAGUCCAUCAAUACAAGGAAGUCGUUUUAUUCCCGAUUUUGUCACCUUCGAAGCGGUCAUAUUAGAUAUUCCUCCAAAGGAAAUUGUAUUUUAUAAUAAAGAAGUACAAACUACAGACACCUCUUUUAUUCCUCCACCACCUUCGGAGGAUGAAAUUCGUGCAAAGAUUGUUAAAGAAUUUGAAGAAAUCGAACGACAACGUAAAGCCCAUGAAGAAGAAGAAAAAAUUAAAGCUGAAAUCGAAAAGAAAAAGGAAGCAAAAUUAUGGGAAUUAUCCGACGAAGAAAAGAAGAUUAUUCUUAAUUCGCCGGAAUUUAAAGAAUUCAUUGAUCUUUCUACAAAACAUGUUGAAAGAGCGAUCAAUGAAAAUUAUGAUUUCAUGAGAGAUUACCGAGCUGAUGAAGAACUUGAUGACAUCGAUGAAGGAGGUCCACGUUUAAAGUACUUGUGCUCGUAUUUUGAUGAUCGAUGGACCAAAAAUCGAUCUGUUACCGAUGUAAAUUGGUCAAGCAAGAACCCAGAAUUAUUUCUUGGAUCUUACAAUAAGAAUCCAUAUGCAAUCAAUGAUCCAGAUGGUAUCGUUUGUGUAUGGAGCUUACGUUUGUUGGAACGUCCUGAAUUUAUUUUCCACUCACAGUCGGACGUUCUUACGACAAUGUUUUCUGAUUUCCACCAAAGUUAUAUUAUUGGAGGGACAUAUUCUGGUCAAAUUUUACUUUGGGAUAUGAGAGCCAAAUCGUUACCGGUCCUUAAGACUCCUUUAGGAGCUUCGGGUCAUACCCAUCCUAUAUAUUCAAUGCAAAUGGUCGGAACACAAAAUGCUCAUAACCUGAUCACUGCAAGUACGGAUGGUUUAGUUUGUUCAUGGCAAUUAGACAUGUUGACUCAACCACAGGAAUCUUUGGAACUUGUUCAUUCGGAUCAUCCUAAAACCGAAGAAGUUUCAGUUACAACUUUUGGUUUUCCUGAAAAUGAAACUUCUGCUUUUUGGGUUGGAACAGAGGAAGGCAAUGUUUAUCAAGCAAAUAGAUUUGGACAUGCCGGAGGAAAAGCUGGUAUCAAUCCGUAUGACACUUAUAAAGGACAUUGGGGACCUGUUACAGGACUCCAUUUCCAUCCUCUCGAUGGUCCAAUAGAUUUUUCGGAUUUAUUCUUGACAUCAUCAGUUGAUUGGACUGUUAAAUUGUGGCGUUCCAAGUCCGUAUCUAAACCAACGGCUGGUGCACAAAAUAUUGUACCGUUAUAUUCCUUUGAAGGGGCAGAUGACUAUAUUUAUGACGUGAAAUGGUCACCCACAAAUCCUGCCUUGUUCGGAUGUGUGGAUGGAAAAGGAUAUUUCACCUUAUGGAAUUUGAAUAUGGAUACUGAAUUACCAAUUGUAAAUAGUAAAGUCAGCGAUCGCGCGUUGAAUAAACUUCAAUGGGAUCAAGAAGGAAAGAAAGUAGUCAUUGGAUCUUCAGACGGUCGUGUACACGUUUAUGAUGUCGGCGAGGUAAUUUGGUUGAAGUUUUAUUGA